This is a messenger RNA of Centruroides sculpturatus (bark scorpion), 1568 nucleotides long. RefSeq lists its product as uncharacterized. The record is from RefSeq and is a predicted model, not a curated record. The transcript is spliced from 2 exons. NCBI's taxonomy places the organism in Eukaryota, Metazoa, Arthropoda, Arachnida, Scorpiones, Buthidae. Bases 627 to 1097 code for a protein of 156 amino acids.
CGUGUGAUAAGCCCCUUCGCCAUGUUUUGGUCUAGCUUUCUGUUGUUUAGCUUGCACAUGGUUUAUUAUUUGGCAGGUUGGCAGCGUUUUUUUCUAUUUAAAUGGCGCACACACUUAAGUUUAGGUGUUCGAAAGUCACGUGAUUUGAUUAUAAGAGUAUUAUUUGUAAUAAAAAAUCGUACAUUUACGAAUCCACAGAUACUGAAGGGUUCUUUCAUAAAUUAUAAUGGGAAAGAUUCGCUUACGAUAUUCACUGGUACUUUAAGAGAAUGGCGCUAUAUAGAAAGAGGCUAUAUCGAGGUUCGACUGUAUCUUUAUCGUACGUACAAAGAUAUUAAAAUAAAAGUUUAUAUUCGUGGAGCUAUGAAAAUGCAUAAUAAAUUAAAACGUAAAAUUUGUUUGUCUCUCGAAAUAUUGUUAUAUUUUUGAAAAUAUUGGGGAGAAAUUUGUUUGGCUUGUGUUUUAGAAUUAUUUUAAAUCAAUGGUAUAAGUUCCAGUUAGGGGUAGGAAAAGGAAUUCCUAAAAUUAAUAAAGUUUUAUAAAUUCUACGGACAGCCGAUAAUAAUUGUUGACGCUCGCCAACAAUAACAUUGUUUUUCGAUUGUUGUAUUGAAGCGAGUUAGUUCAUGCGAUUUUCUUUAAAUAUGAGUGAAAAGAAGAGGAGUUUUUGGAGAUGGAUUGGGAGGAUCUUUAGACGAAGACCUCCAAGUGAAGAGAAGAGUGAGAAGAGAGAGGAACAGGGGAAUGAUCGUUUUCAGCAUGCAGAAUUGAGUGAGCUUCCGCCAGAGUCUUCAAAACAUUAUCUCGAACGUGUAGAGCGGAAGAAUCCCAAGAUUUAUUGGGAUAAAGCCAAGACAGCAAGAUUGAGAAAGGCUUUUCUGGAGUACGAAAAGCAGUUGAAGAUGAAAACCAAUUUCGGAGGUCCGUCUGAGAAUCGGAAGUCCAAGAUACGCUGGAAAUACUGUUUCUGUUGCUUUGGCAGAAUGAAAGAAUCCAACGUUGAUGUCUCUUCGGGCAUCUUUCAUCGUUUUAAUAUCUCAUCGAUAUCAGCUUUCUGGACUUCGCAUAGGAGUUCGAAAAGGAAAUUGAGAGACUGAAGUGAGAUCGUCUGGAGCAAUACCUCCUUAGGGCGAACGUCGGUCUUUAGAUUUCCUAAAAGAAAGAUCACUUUAUUGAUUUGUGACGACUCUCGACUGGACAUAAAUACACGAACGUGACUUUAAAUUGCGGACUUGACUUAAACUCCUGGAUAUGACUUUAAAUUGCGGGCUUGACUUGAACUCCUGGAUGUGACUUUAAAUUGCGGACUUGACUUGAACUCCUGAAUGUGACUUUAAAUUCCGAAUGUGUCAAUAGGAUGAUUUAUAAAUUGAUAUCCAAAUAUAAUACAGAAAUCAUUUCCUAUGUCUGUUGUUUAAUGUUGUUUAAAGAUGAACGAUAGGUGAUUCCGUGCUGUGAUUUAACAUCAGCCAAUGAACUGAUUUUACUGAUGCUUAGAAUAGUUUGUAAAUUCAUGAGUAUCCGAACCUCGUAUAAAUUGUAUUUAUAGAUAAAUAUAUAAUAAAAAA